Equus caballus (horse) is the source of this 2913-nucleotide messenger RNA. RefSeq names its product protein Z, vitamin K dependent plasma glycoprotein (gene PROZ). The record is from RefSeq and is a predicted model, not a curated record. Lineage: Eukaryota; Metazoa; Chordata; Mammalia; Perissodactyla; Equidae. Gene Ontology annotation, cellular component: extracellular region. Gene Ontology annotation, biological process: blood coagulation; proteolysis. Gene Ontology annotation, molecular function: calcium ion binding; serine-type endopeptidase activity.
UCUGUCACCCCCCUCCUUCCUGCCUGCACUCCCAGGACAUCCCCAGCGUCCCCCAUGUAUCUCAGCAAGGCCCUCUUGGCCUGGGCUUUUCAUUCGUCUGCCUUUUCUUCCCUCUCUUUGCCUUGAACAGAGAAAUGCAAGCCUGAAGCCCGUGUUUAGAGCCCUCCCAGCUCUGUGUCCUCCUUUCCGAGGAGUUCGUUUUCGGCCUCAGCGUCCCGCCUGGAGCCCCGUUUCAGGGCUGGGGGUCGCUGCACGCAGCCCCUGUGCUGAGCCUCGCGUGGACUUUGGCCCCGUGUUUGCAGACCUGUCCGCGCGGCAGAAUGGCGAGCUGCGUCCCGCUGCUCCUCGUCCUGGUCCCCCUCGCCGUUCCCGCCGCGGAGCCCUCAGGUGGGCGGCUGCUUCGUGGGGGGGCUGUUUCUAGGUGUCGCAGUUCUUGGGUGAGUCCAUGCCCACUGACGGGAUCUGCGUUCUUUCCCUGCCAUGCAGUAUUUCUUUCCGCCUCGAAAGCAAAUACAGUCCUGGCGAGAUGGAAGCGUGCUGGCUCGUAUCUUCUGGAAGAGCUCUUUGAGGGGAAUUUGGAAAAAGAAUGUUAUGAAGAAAUCUGCGUCUAUGAAGAAGCAAGAGAAGUCUUUGAAAACGACGCCACCACGGGUGAAUUCUGGACAAGGUACAUGGGUGGCUCCCCGUGCACCUCCCAGCCCUGCCGCAACAAUGGGUCCUGCCAGGACAGCAUCCGCAGCUAUACCUGCACCUGCGCCCCCGGCUACGAGGGCAGGGACUGCGCCUUCGCUAAAAAUGAAUGUCACCCACUGAGGACUGAUGGGUGUCAACAUUUUUGCCACCCGGGACACGAGUCCUACAGGUGCAGCUGUGCGAAGGGGUAUAAACUGGGCCGGGACCGCAAAUCGUGCAUCCCACACGAGAAGUGUGCCUGUGGAAUCCUGAAAUCUGAGAGCGUCGCGAGGCCACCAAACAGCACGCAGAGUCUUCAGGUUUUCCCGUGGCAGGUUAAACUAACAAAUUCCAAAGGAGAAGACUUCUGUGGUGGUGUUAUAAUACAGGAAAAUUUUGUACUGACAACAGCAAAAUGUUCACUAUUACACAAAAAUAUUACUGUGAAAACAAAUUUCCCCAGAACCAGCAGGGACCCACUGACCAUCGCGGUGCAGAGCGUCCAUGUGCACAUGAGGUAUGAGGAAGAGACUGGGGACAAUGAUGUUUCGCUGUUGGAGCUGGGGCUGCCCAUCCAGUGCCCAGACGCCGGGCUCCCUGUCUGCAUGCCCGAGAGGGACUUCGCAGAGCGUGCCCUCAUCCCAAGGACAGAGGGCCUCCUCAGCGGCUGGACACUCAACGGCUCCCGGCUGGGCAAUGCGCCAACACAGCUGCUGGUCACACACAUGGACAGCGAGGAGUGUGGCCAAGCCCUUGAUGUGACAGUCACGACGAGGACCUACUGUGAGAGGGGAACAGUGGCUGGAGGGGUGCGGUGGGCAGAGGGCAGCAUGGCUGCCAGAGAACACGAAGGCACCUGGUUCCUGACAGGGAUCCUGCGCUCAGCACCCACCGAUGAGCACGGACGGGCGUUUCUUCUCACCAAAGUUUCCAGAUACUCGCUGUGGUUUAGACAAAUCAUGAAGCAACUAAGCCCAGCUAACCAGAAAGAUUAAAAUACGCAGUGGGGUUCCAAAUUUUAGACAUAAUCAUGAGAUCAACUGAAAUUUCACAGCAGAACAGUUUUAAGUGAUGGUUUCAAAACAAGGCACUCGAUCGGUCUACAAACUGUCAGUUAUGGCUUGUGAGAUCAUUACUGAGUGCUCCGACAGUCCCUUCCUUGGGACUUUUUUUUUGCUGAGGAAGAUUCGCCCUGAGCUAACAUCCAGGCCAAUCUUCCUCUAUUUUUAGUUAUGUGGGCUGCCAGCACAGCAUGGCUGCUAACAGGGUGGUGCAGGUCUGCACCCGGGAACCAAGGCAGAGCUCACUGAACUGAACCACUAGGCCACUGGGGCUGGCCCUCCUUGGAACCUUCUAAACUGAAACCCUAAGAGAGGGGAGAUACAUUAAAUAAUAAAAACCUAUCUGUCAGUCACGAAACAGGCCAGUUUGCUAAAACCGGCUCCUUUCCCAAGUCUAAUGCUUUCUGAUGCUGACGAGUCAGUGAGCGCAGCUUAGUCUAACACAAACAUGAUGAGUGUCUUUGGGACAGAAGCUCCUAAGACUUGCCAGUUACAGAGAGUGACCUCACGGUUGUGUGGGGUCACUGACAGCCAGCGUGGGUGAAAGUGUUGCUCAGUGUUGGCAGAAGCAACCAGAAGGGGGGCAGCACAGGCGAGGCACACCACAUGGAGACAGCGUCAGAGAGAGGAUCAGGAAGCGUGUGAGAGAGGCCGGGAGGCAGGACAAGUGGGCCUCAGCAGGGCCGUGCGCCAGUGCAGGGAACCCUCCCAGGCAGGUUCCAGGGAGCUGCCGGUUCAGCAGGUGCCCAGCCUCUCAGCCCGCACUGAACCCACAGCUGACACCCGCACAGGUAGAUGCCUUCGCGCCUGUCUCCCCGUCUCUGGGAUGGAGUGACAACAGCACCCACCAGACAGGGCUGGGAGAAAGCCAAAGUGGGCUCCCCAUGUGGAACCAGUGAUUCCCAGUGCCAUUUUGAAGACUGCGGCUGCAACACAGGAAGGACAGAGCUGGUGUCCAGCCCAAAGUGUGCUUCCCUGAAGACCAGAACUCCACGUUGGGUCCGAGUGUGUGCAGAAAUGAAACGUGAGAGCAUGUGGAUAGAAACCAUGUUUAUUUAAGACAAUCUCUUAACUCGUAAGGAAGCAGCAAAGCUGCUCCUCGACCCUGGGCACAUAAAUUCCAGUCCCCGGCUCCUCGACCCUGGGCACAUAAAUUCCAGUCCCCGGCUCCUCGACCCUG